AUGGCGCCUGAACUACUCAAGAAACCGCCUCAGGCACCCCCUUCGUUUGUCGCGACACCGACGUCGAUUAUCGAGGACACGAAACGUUUGAUUGCGCGAUCCCGCAAGGUUCAAGAUGAAGUUGCCAACGGCGUGAAACCGGAGGAUGCCACGUUCAGCAAUGCUUUGCUCCCGCUUGCGCAUGACGAGAAUGCGAUGACGCUAGAGGCACACAUUAUCGGAUUCUACCAGGCUGUAUCUACCGACCAGAAGCUACGCGAUGCAUCGAGCGAGGCGGAGAAAUUGCUGGACGAUUUUGGUAUUGAGACUGCUAUGCGUGAGGAUUUGUUCAAGUUGGUGGAUGCUGCGCUUAAAAAGAAUGAGGAAUUGGACCCCGAAUCGAGAAGAUUACUGGAGAAGGAGCACAAGGAUUACAUCCGCAAUGGACUGGGAUUACCUGCUGGUCCGAAGAGAGACCGGUUCAAGGAGAUCAAAAAGAGACUCAGCCAGUUGAGCAUCGAGUUUCAAAAGACGCUUAAUGAAGAAAAUGGCGGUAUCUGGUUUACGCCUGCAGAGCUCGACGGUGUGCCCGAGGAUGUGCUGUCGGGACUCGAAAAGGGUAAAGAUGAGAAUGAGGGAAAGCUGCGGCUAUCAUUCAAGUAUCCCGAUCUCUUCCCGACGCUGAAAUAUGCGAAGAAUGCAGAGACGAGGAAACGUGUGUCAAUUGGGAACGAGAAUAAGUGCAAUUCGAAUGUGCCAUUGUUCAAGGAAGCGAUGGUUCUACGUGAUGAGGCCGCGAGGUUGUUGGGAUACCCCAAUCAUGCUGCUUUCAGGAUUGAGGAUAAGAUGGCCAAGACGCCGCAGACUGUGGACACCUUUUUGGGUGAUUUGAGGUCGAGGUUGACGGCUGGUGGGUUGAAAGAGAUUGAAAAGUUGAAGGAACUCAAAAAGGCGGAUGUGGAGUCUCGUGGAGAAAAGUUUGAUGGUCAUUACUUCCUCUGGGAUCAUAGGUUCUAUGACCGUUUGAUGCUGGAGAAAGAGUAUCAGCUGGAUCACCAGAAGAUUGCGGAGUUCUUCCCUCUGCAGACGACGAUUCGCGGUAUGUUGGAGAUUUUCGAGGAGCUCUUUGGGCUGGUGUUUGUUGAAGUCAAGGGUGAGGAUAGGGCUAGUAUUGCUACGUCUGGAAAGGGCGAGGAUAUUGUCUGGCAUGAGGAUGUGCAAUUGUUUAGUGUUUGGGAUGACGAGGCUCAGGGUAGUGGUUUCGUGGGGUAUCUGUAUCUUGAUUUGCAUCCCCGUGAGGGAAAAUAUGGCCAUGCUGCCAACUUUAACCUGCAGCCAGGCUUCAUUGACUCCAACGGCAACAAACGCUAUCCGGCCACCGCAUUGGUAUGCAACUUCUCUAAACCAACCGAGAAAAAACCCAGUCUCUUGAAACAUGACGAAGUCGUCACCCUCUUCCACGAACUGGGCCACGGCAUUCACGACCUAGUCGCAAAGACAAUCUACUCCCGCUUCCACGGCACCAACACCGUGCGCGACUUUGUUGAAGCGCCCAGCCAAAUGCUCGAAAACUGGUGCUGGACACCAUCUCAACUCAAGUCCCUGAGUCGACACUACUCUACUCUAUCGGAGGACUACCGCAAAGCAUGGUCCGAAUCAUCCGCUACACCUGACACACCCGCCCCCGAACGCAUCCCGGAUGAUGUGAUUGAAUCCCUGAUUCGCACCAAACACGUCAACGACGCAUUGUUCAAUCUACGACAACUCCACUUUGGCAUCUUCGACAUGACCAUGCACGAACCCGCUUCCCACGACGCAAUCAUAUCCCUAAACCCGACAGUAACAUACAACACCCUCCGCAAAGAAAUCUCUCAAAUCGAAGGUCCCGAAGCUCUCGGCCAGGGAGAUGAAUGGGGUAACGGCCAGGCAACCUUUGGCCAUUUGAUGGGCGGCUACGACGCUGGUUAUUAUGGUUAUUUGAGUUCGCAAGUUUAUUCGACGGACAUGUUCUAUACGAUCUUCAAGGAGAAUCCGAUGGACCCGGUGCAGGGUAGACGAUAUAGAAAGACGGUGUUGGAGAAGGGUGGUAGUCAGGAUGAGAUGAAGUCGUUGACGGAGUUUUUGGGGAGAGAGCCGAAGACGGAGGCAUUUUAUAAGGAUUUGGGGUUGUCUUGA
This is a messenger RNA of Talaromyces amestolkiae, 2154 nucleotides long. RefSeq lists its product as uncharacterized. NCBI's taxonomy places the organism in Eukaryota, Fungi, Ascomycota, Eurotiomycetes, Eurotiales, Trichocomaceae. The coding region runs from base 1 to 2154 and encodes 717 amino acids. Gene Ontology annotation, cellular component: mitochondrial intermembrane space. The transcript has 2 exons. The record is from RefSeq and is a predicted model, not a curated record. Gene Ontology annotation, molecular function: metalloendopeptidase activity. Gene Ontology annotation, biological process: proteolysis; peptide metabolic process.